ACAAUGCAAUAGAAAUAAUGGUAUCUCCUUGGCUACGGCUUUAGGAGAGCUACGCCCUGGAGGAAAAGAAGGCGAAGGAGGCUUGGCCCGGCUGAAAGGAGUCAUUGUGGGGCGGGAUGAGUGUGUGUGAAGGCGCGGUGUGACCGUGUGUGUCUUCUCAGCGGAGGAGGGAUUAGUUAAUGAGCACACACAUCACCUCCUCGUCGGGACUACUCCGCGACGUGGAAAGUAAGUGCAAAGCUUGAAUCAUGCCCCUCGUCACCCUCGCCGACUGGAAGCGCGGUCGAAAUUGGGCGAAAUUCGGAUAACAGCGAGAGAAGUUUCGAGGUCUCUCUUCCGACUACCACCACCAGCAGCAGCACCUCUGUCGCCACCCGUCUCCCCUCCGCAUUGUGCUGCCGGGAAAAUGCGUCCACGCCAGGGGCCCGCCGCGCUCCGCUGCCCCCCUCCUCACCUCUCACAUGUGCUCAAUAUGUUCAAGAAGUGAACACGGGCAAGGAAUAGACAUUUUUUUUUUUUUUUUCUUAAAACACUAGUGGAUAAUUUUAAUUUGUAGGUUGAACUGAAAAAGCAACUGUUCGCUCUAACUCAACAUGGGGAACGCAGGGAGCAUAGACCAGCAGACGGAUCUCAGGGGCCACAACAUGCCCCUAAAACUACCCAUGCCCGACCCGGGGGAACUGGAGGAAAGAUUCGCUAUCGUUUUGAACUCAAUGAAUCUUCCCCCAGACAAAGCUCGCCUGUUAAGGCAGUAUGACAACGAGAAGAAGUGGGAGCUCAUUUGCGAUCAGGAGCGAUUCCAAGUGAAAAACCCCCCUCACACAUACAUCCAAAAGCUAAGGAGUUAUCUUGACCCGGCAGUGACAAGAAAGAAAUUCCGCCGAAGAGUUCAGGAGUCCACCCAAGUCCUGAGAGAACUGGAAAUUUCAUUGCGGACCAAUCAUAUAGGGUGGGUAAGAGAGUUCCUCAAUGAAGAAAACAAAGGCCUGGAUGUGCUUGUGGAAUAUCUUUCCUUUGCACAGUAUGCUGUCACGUUUGAUGGCGACUGUGUGGAAAACAGUCCAGAGGCCCUGCUGGACAAGUCCAAACCUUGGAGUCGCUCCAUCGAGGACCUGCACGGAGGAAGUACUCUGUCGUCUCCCCUCAGCGGGAACGGCAUCACUCGGGCAGGCCGGCACUCAACAUUACGUCUCCUCUUCUGUCUGCCCGUCUUCGACAGCAGGUCAUCAAGCUCACUCAACUGUCCAAAGUGUUCUCAAAUAAGACGUUGUAACACUUUACCCAGCCGGAGGACGCUGAAGAACUCCAGGCUGGUCUGCAAGAAAGACGACGUGCAUGUCUGCAUCAUGUGCCUGCGUGCCAUCAUGAACUACCAGUAUGGCUUCAACAUGGUCAUGUCCCACCUAAAUGCUGUGAAUGAAAUUGCACUCAGUCUCAACAAUAAAAACCCAAGAACCAAAGCUCUGGUCUUGGAGCUCCUGGCGGCGGUUUGUCUCGUGAGGGGAGGCCAUGAAAUCAUCCUCGCCGCGUUUGACAACUUCAAGGAGGUUUGUGUGGAGGAGCAGCGGUUUGAGAGGCUAAUGGAGUAUUUCAAGAACGAAGACAACAACAUUGAUUUCAUGGUGGCCUGCAUGCAGUUCAUCAACAUUGUCGUGCACUCGGUGGAGGACAUGAACUUCCGGGUUCAUCUGCAGUACGACUUCACCAAGCUGUCUUUGGACGAAUUCUUAGACAAAGUCAAGCACACAGAAAGCGAUAAGCUCCAGGUUCAGAUCCAGGCCUACUUGGACAACGUAUUCGACGUUGGCGCCCUCCUGGAGGAUGCAGAGACCAAAAACGCCGCCCUGGAGCGUGUGGAGGAGCUGGAAGAAAACAUGUCACAUUUGACAGAGAAGCUGCUGGAUGCCGAGAAUGAAGCCAUGGCCAAGAUAGUGGAGCUGGAGAAGCAGCUCAUGCAGACAAACAAGGAUCUAGAAGGCAUGAAGGAAGCCUACAAAGACACCAGUGGGAAGCUCCACUCACUGCGGCAGAUCUUGAAGGAGAAGGACGAGGCCAUCCAGCGGCAGAGUCACCUGGAGAAGAAGAUCCAUGAGCUGGAGAAGCAGGGCACCAUCAGGAUCCACAAAAAGGGAAACGGCGACAUCUGCAUCCUUCCGUUGUCACCGCCCAGCGGUGUGGAAGGUUUGGCGGGCACCACCGUGAGCGGAAACGGCGUUGGCGUCCACAGUCCGGGCACUCCGGGAGGCAUUGUGGGUGCUCCUGAGGCUCCUCCGCCGCCACCAUUGCUAGGGAAUGGCUCAUUGCCAAAUGGACCGUCGUCAUCCACUCCUGCACCAGCUCCUCCGCCACCACCGCCGCCUCCUCCGCCACCGCCACCGCCUCCACCCCCGCUUCCACCUUCCGCCUCAGAGAUGUUAGCCUACUUACCUCCCCCACCUCCUCCUGCUGCUCCUCCUCUGCCUGGCUGCGGGACCCCCACUGUUAUCAUGAACUCGGGUUUAGCCGAGGGACCCAUCAAACUUUUCUCUGUUAAGAUCAAGAAGCCCAUCAAAACCAAGUUCCGCAUGCCCGUCUUCAACUGGGUGGCCUUGAAACCCAACCAGAUCAACGGGACCGUCUUCAACGAGAUCGACGACGAGAGGAUACUUGAGGACCUGAACGUGGAUGAGUUUGAGGAAAUGUUUAAGACGAAAGCCCAGGGCCAGGCGGUAGAGCUGACCAUGAGCAAGCAGAUAAUUCAGAAAGGACCCAACAAGGUGACGCUGCUGGACUCCAACAGGGCAAAGAAUUUGGCCAUUACACUGAGGAAAGUGGGCAAGACGCCUGAGGAGAUCUGCAAGGCCAUUCAGCUCUUCGACCUGCGUACUCUGCCGGUGGACUUCGUGGAGUGCCUCAUGCGCUUCCAGCCCACUGAGAAUGAGGUUAAGACCUUGCGUCAGUUCGAGAAGGAGCGCAAGCCGCUGGAGAGCCUGACGGACGAGGACCGCUUCAUGAUGCAGUUCAGCAAGAUCGAGCGGCUCAUGCAGAAGAUGACCAUCAUGGCCUUCAUCGGCAACUUCACGGAGAGCAUACAGAUGCUCACGCCGCAACUCCAUGCAGUCAUAGCAGCAUCAGUGUCCAUCAAGUCAUCACAGAAGCUGAAGAAAAUUCUAGAGAUUAUUUUAGCACUCGGAAACUACAUGAACAGCAGCAAAAGAGGAGCAGUUUAUGGAUUCAAGCUGCAAAGUUUAGACCUGCUGCUCGAUACCAAGUCGACGGACCGCAAGAUAACGCUGUUGCACUACAUUGCUAAUGUGGUGAAGGAGAAAUAUACGCAGGUCUCCUUCUUCUACAACGAGCUGCACUACGUGGAGAAAGCAGCAGCAGUGUCGCUAGACAACGUCCUGCUGGAUGUGAAGGAGCUGCAGAGAGGCAUGGAGCUGACCAAGAGGGAAUACAGCAUGCAUGGCCACAACACCAUGCUCAAGGACUUUAACACGCACAACGAGAGCAAGCUGAAGAAGCUGCAGGACGACGCCAAGAUCGCGCAGGAUGCCUUCGAUGAGGCUGUGAAAUUCUAUGGGGAGAGUUCAAAAACCACGCCGCCCUCUGUCUUCUUCCCUGUGUUUGUACGCUUUGUGAAGGCUUACCGGCAAGCCGAAGAGGACAACGAGCAAAGAAAGAGGCAGCAGCAGCUUCUGAUGGAGAAACUUCUUGAACAAGAGGCUCUGAGGGAGGAAGAACAGAAGUCUCCGUCACAUAAGAACAAAAGGCAACAGCAGGAGCUGAUCCAGGAACUGCGGAAGAAGCAAGUAAAAGACAGCCGCCAUGUCUACGAAGGCAAAGACGGCGCCAUUGAGGACAUCAUCACGGUGCUGAAGACGGUGCCCUUUACCGCCCGCACCGCCAAGCGCGGCUCUCGGUUCUUCUGCGAGCCCACCCUAAAUGAGGAGUACCAUUACUAAGCUCGUAGAACACUCUCACACAAACAACAAGAUCUUCGGAAUCAGCCUUACAGGCGAGCGGACGCCGUGCGGCGAAGCGUCCGGAGACGCUUCGAUGACCAGAACCUGCGACCGCUCAACAACGGCGAGGUGGUCGUGUGACGGACGAGAGAACGGGGAAGCAGCACGUGUGUGAAGAGGACAAGGGAUGGAUCUACAACGCUGUUUGAGCAUUUUGUUUUCAUUCAUAAUUCAACGCACUGGUUGGAAGCGGUUUAUUUGACAUCCAAUUAGUGCGCGGAAUUACUAGUGAGGACAAAGGGCGCAAUGGUACAUGGACCUUAAGAUGAAUAUCGAGGAAAUGGAACAAAUGCUCAGUCAGCUUUAUGGCAAGCUGAGCAUUUGAGCAUUUAUUCUCUUUCCAUAUCGUGAUGAAGAUGACUAGUGAUGACAUAGUAGACGGAAGGACGGAAUGUUGCAAGCAGGUUUAUGAUUAUGAUUAUGUCGAUAACAUGCAAAGAAAGUCAACAUAUGACAAUACACUCUAGACACUGGUGUCUAAAUAUAAAAAUGACCUGGAUUGACUUUUUAUAGAAACAAGUGCCUAAACUUCAGUUUAAGUCUGGUUUGUGUUGAAGCAUGACAACUUGAAUUUGAAAGGCACAGACAGGAAAGAAAAAAAGUGUCGAAUGUACAGGACAUUUUAGCUGUUCAAAAACACACAGAUGACUUGGAACAGAAGUGGGGCAACUCCAUUUUUGUCAGUUCCGUGCAGAAAUUGAAUGUUGAAAAGGUGAAUGCUGGUCUCAAUAUGGUCAGUUCAAGUCACUGAGAACUAGGGUAGGCUAAAUCAAAUUUUUGUUGGUUUUAAGUUAUGACUGGCUCUAAAUCCUUGUGGUAUGUAGCAAAACGGCGUGUCAAGCAAAGAAGGCAAUAUGAUGACAAUUUAGUAGGAUUUUAUCCCCCAAAAAAUCUAUUAAAAAAAAAAAAUGCAAUAUAUGCAAUACAAAAGUGACGCGUUAAUAAGCAUGUGGGGUUUGGGGAGUCCUUUAAAAUCAUUUUCGUUUUCAAGACUUAUUUUUAACCACUUGGAAAUAAGGACAAAAAACAAAUAAAAAUUUCUCAUCUUGUAAAAUUAUGAAUUUGUAAAUGUAGUUUUUAUUUCUGUAAAGUUUUUUUUUUCUUUCCAAAUUCUUGACUUUUUGUAAAAUGUAAAAUUUUAUCUUUUUUUUUUGUAAAAUUGUUUUGUACAAUAAAUAAUUUUUUUCUUGUAAAAUUACUUUUUCUUUUGAAACUAUACCUUUAUUCCUUAUAAAAUUAUGACCUCAUACAAUUAAGACUUAUCUCUUGUGAAAUGAGAUUUUGUAUUUUGUAUGAUUUCUUGUAAAAAAUCUUAGUAUUACAAAUUCUUGUUCAGUUCCAACGCUUCCUUGUUUUCCUCCCAAAAUUCUGACUCGUUUCUUAAAAAAAAAAAAAAAUUCUGAUAAAAUGACUCCCCCUCCCCACCAAUAAAAUCCAACCUUGCACAACAUACAUAAAAUAUCAUUUGAUUUUCUAUUUCCCCCAAAGCAGUCAGAAAGUAAAGUGUACCAUCUGGAUUUGUCUUUUUUUUUUAAGAGGUAUACGAACUUAAAAUAUUUUGUGGAAAAUGUGACUGUUUUUUAUUUUUAGAGAAUGUAUUUUUGAGUACAACUGUCACGUGCUUUUCGUACAAAUUCGUACUAAAGUGGCAUGUUGUAGUUGGAUCAAGAUUGAACUUGCCUGCCAAGUGUAAGACCCGAUGAUGUCAUAACUGGAUGAUUUUUAUUUUGUAAACAUACACAUCAUUCCUACUACUGCAUCUAUCAAAUUUAUAUUUAACCACUAAAGAUUACUUUUCAUGGUUACAUCUCAAGUGUUAUAAAAAGCAGCGUAAAAGGCUUCCUAACUGUACAGGUUUUUUUUUUUUUUGCUACAAACUUAGGCGGUGAAGUCACGCAACUAGACGAUUAUUAAUAUUGUACAUAAUGUUCAAACCAUUGCCUUGUGCUCUACAACUUGAAUGUUAUUUUUUAACUUAUAGUUUCAUUGUGUAUGUGUGAUGUGUAUAUUUAACGAAGCCAAAUGCAGCCAGGAGCAAAGUUUCUUCAGAAAAGUCGACUUGGCACAUCCAAGUAUUUUUUGACAUUGAAUAAUACGGACGGACGGUGACAGCUUGUUCACAAUGACAGACUUGAUUUAUGAUCACAACUUUGUGAUGGCAAGCAUCGGUCGCUUGCUCUCUGGUUCUGUUCUCCUUCCUUCCUCCCUUCAUUACCUCCACUUUCAACAAACUGGAAUAAUACUGGCAUGUUCUAUGUUGGUUAACUUUUACCAGAAAUGUAUUUCAGCUAUUUUUGUGCUCACUGCAAAUUUAACGUUUUUUUUUUUUAGGAGACGUUACAUUUCCAAUAAAUAUGAUCAAAUAAACGA
This is a messenger RNA of Phyllopteryx taeniolatus (common seadragon), 6374 nucleotides long. RefSeq names its product formin-like 2a (gene fmnl2a). Gene Ontology annotation, molecular function: small GTPase binding; actin filament binding. Gene Ontology annotation, cellular component: cytosol. Bases 594 to 3944 code for a protein of 1116 amino acids. The record is from RefSeq and is a predicted model, not a curated record. Gene Ontology annotation, biological process: cell migration; cortical actin cytoskeleton organization; regulation of cell shape. NCBI's taxonomy places the organism in Eukaryota, Metazoa, Chordata, Actinopteri, Syngnathiformes, Syngnathidae. The transcript is spliced from 30 exons.